CGUCCCCCUCCCUCAAGAGGAACGCAGGAAACAGUGCGUUGAGGGAGAUUGCUUUGGCUGGCUGCAAUAAUGGGUGGACGGUGGAGCGGCCCCUCCCUAUCUUUGUUCCUCGUCUCUCUCCUCCCUUUGCUCGCUGCCGCCGAUCGACAAGCUCUCGACCGGAUCUCGGCGCUCCCGGGGCAACCGCGGGUGUCCUUUGCGCAGUUCGCCGGGUACGUCACCGUGAACCAAGAGAGGGGAAGGGCCCUCUUCUAUUGGCUUACCGAGGCUGUCACUGAUGCUGCCAAGAAGCCUCUGGUUCUUUGGCUCAACGGAGGACCGGGUUGUUCGUCGGUGGCUUACGGCGCUUCCGAGGAGAUCGGCCCCUUCCGGAUCGACCGAACUGGUUCAUCCCUUUACCUCAACAAGUUCUCAUGGAACAGAGAAGCGAACCUACUGUUCUUGGAAUCCCCGGCCGGCGUCGGCUUCUCCUACGCGAACGUCAGCUCUGACCUCCAGAGCGUCGGCGACGAGCGCACAGCUCAAGAUGCCUUGGCGUUCUUGAUUCGUUGGAUGUCGAGAUUCCCGGAGUAUAAGCAUCGAGAGUUCUACAUUUCUGGAGAGAGCUAUGCUGGGCACUACGUACCGCAACUAGCAAGAAAGAUCGUCGAAUACAACAAAGCUUCUUCCAGGCCUUUCAUCAAUCUCAGGGGAAUUCUUGUGGGCAAUGCUGUCACGGACAACUACUACGACAGUCUCGGCACGGUCUUCUACUGGUGGACUCACUCCAUGAUCUCGGACAGCACCUAUCAAUCCAUACUGUCGUCCUGCGACUUCAGAUCCCCGAGGUCAUCCCGCAAGUGCGAUCACGUCGUCAACUACGCCGUCAACCACGAGUUCGGCGACAUCGACCAGUACAGUAUCUACACCCCCUCCUGCACCGCCCCCAACGCCACCGACGUGCAGCGGCUGCGGUUCAAGAACAGCCUCAUCCACCGCCGGCCGGCCGGCUACGACCCCUGCGUCGAGAAGCGUGCCGAGAAGUACUACAACCGGCCUGACGUGCAGAAGGCCAUGCAUGCCAACACGUCCGGCAUCCCCUACAGAUGGACUGCCUGCAGUGAUAUACUGAUCAAGACAUGGGCUGAUGCUGAUAUAUCGAUGCUUCCCACGUACAAAGAGUUGAUCAAAGCUGGCCUAAGGGUAUGGAUGUUCAGCGGGGACACUGAUUCGGUGGUUCCAGUUACAGCCACCAGGUUCGCCAUCAGUCAUCUCGGUUUGAAGACAAAGAUCCCCUGGUAUCCAUGGUAUUCCAGAAGGCAGGUUGCAGGGUGGACUGAGGUGUACGAAGGAAUGACAUUUGCCUCGGUGAGAGGAGCAGGGCAUGAGGUGCCUCUCCUGCAACCAAGUAGAGCACUCCAGCUCUUCCAAUCAUUCUUGGCAGGGAAACCGCUGCCCAAGUCCUAAACAGCCAGCAGCCACAUUGAUGUCUCGGUCUCUCAUUUCAUCUAAAGCAGAUGAACAUGUGAGAUUUGUUUGCUCACACAUAAAGGUCAUAACUCAUAAGAAAUCUUCGGAUUCCUUGGUAGGUGAUUUGUGGGAGAUCUCUGAUUUGUGAUCGUUGGGAUCCGAAACAUUUUCUUAUAAAUGUAUCGAAUUGAAUGAAAUAAUUGGCAUGAACUCUCUCUCUCUCUC
Musa acuminata AAA Group (dessert banana) is the source of this 1674-nucleotide messenger RNA. RefSeq names its product serine carboxypeptidase 24-like. Bases 70 to 1446 code for a protein of 458 amino acids. Gene Ontology annotation, molecular function: serine-type carboxypeptidase activity. Lineage: Eukaryota; Viridiplantae; Streptophyta; Magnoliopsida; Zingiberales; Musaceae. The transcript has 9 exons. The record is from RefSeq and is a predicted model, not a curated record. Gene Ontology annotation, biological process: proteolysis; brassinosteroid mediated signaling pathway.